Molecule: messenger RNA, 1935 nt
Organism: Aspergillus melleus
Lineage: Eukaryota; Fungi; Ascomycota; Eurotiomycetes; Eurotiales; Aspergillaceae
Product: putative serine/threonine protein kinase
Exons: 1
Coding region: 1-1935 (644 amino acids)
Biological process (GO): protein phosphorylation
Molecular function (GO): ATP binding; protein kinase activity
Source: RefSeq, a predicted model, not a curated record
AUGGAUUGCCUCAAGAACACUUUCAUCAAGGGCCAGCUUUUGGAUGGUCGAUUUCGCACGGUUGCCCCGUUGAACCAUGGAUCCUUUGGGAUGGUCUUCCUUGCGACCGAUAUCCAGACUGGUCAAGAUGUUGCCAUCAAAUGUAUGCUCAAGCCGUCGGGUGACGCCGUCAUCCAGCCUGCCUUCGACGCUCGUUUCGAGGAGCUCAACAGUCACCGCCGCCUUGGGUAUCACCCCAACAUCGUCAACCUUGUCCACUAUUUCGAAACCGAUGCACACAUGUAUCUUGUUCUGGAAUAUUGCGCCAACGGGGACCUGUACGAGGCUAUCAGACUCAACCGCGGACCCCUCGAGACCGAGCACGUGCGUGAUUUCAUGCUGCAGCUCGUCAGUGCCGUCGAAUACAUGCACGCGAAUGGCUUGUACCAUCGCGAUAUCAAGCCCGAGAACAUCUUCUUGGCCCAGGAUGGGUCCAUGAAACUCGGUGACUUGGGCCUGGUUACUCGUGAUGCCUGGAGCUACGAGGCCUGCGUUGGGAGUGAUCGCUACAUGGCUCCGGAGCAGUAUGAUCCUGCCUCCAACGGCUACUCUCCCGCCAAGGCCGACAUUUGGGCGAUCGGCAUCUGCCUGCUCAAUGUUCUCUUCGCACGCAACCCGUUCGCCACGCCGACUGAAUCCGACGUGCUAUUUGCGGACUACGUUCGGGACCGACAGUCUCUCUUCGAUAUCUUCACCAACAUGUCCCAGGACACCUUCGAGAUAUUGAGAUAUGCCUUGGCUAUUGAUCCCGAGAAGCGCUCGCUUGCUGGCGUUCGCGACGCCAUCCGACGCACCGUCUCUUUCACCACUGAUGACGAUGAACUGGAUGAAUUCUGCGUCGACGACCGCGAAGUGGUACCCGCAAGCGCCAACCGCGAGCCCCUCCGCACGCCCUCCAUCUCGAGCCCCCAUAUCAACCAAGGCGACUCGUUCCCGUGGGCCAAGGCCCUUCAAUCCAGCCCUCCCCAGGCUAUCCGUCAACUCUCCGCCAUCCCAGACAACGAAAGCUAUUCGGAAGAUCUCUUCCCCCCAUCCGAGACUGCCGGCACCUCUUGGUUCUCCGUCCAGCAAGGUACCCCCUCGAUGGCGUCUCUUCUCGAAUCUGCUCUUGGCGACUCAUUCCGUUCCACCGCUAUUCACAAGCCUGAGCCUCGGUUCCCCCCGCCAUCCGAUCCUGUCCCGAUUACUGGAUCUCUGCCAAGUCAUGCGACCAAACCUCUGCCGUCCUUGUCCAUGGUGUUUGGCCGGAACAAGCAAGACCAGAUUUCGAAGAGUUGGAGCGAUCUGUGGGAUGAGGAGGAGGAAUCCGAGGGCGAAGACGUUGCGUUGCAGGCACGACGCGAACAAAACUCUCGGAGCUGGAGUCACGAAAGCAACACUCCCGAGCUGUCGGGGCCUCUGCAUAGCCUCGGAGAUGCUCGCACCUCCUCUAUCCUGAAUGUUCGCGCUCAACACCUCGGAGAGCCAAUUCACGACUCGGACGAAUUCGACGAGAAGCCGAUGCUCGGUAAGCCUGGGGUCACCCCUCUCGCGACGCCGCCUCAAUCACCGGACAGCUCCCCCAAGAAGGGCAGUCUCGACAAAUGGGCAGCACUGGGCGAUAAGCGAAGGAACUACAAAUCGCCCAGCGUUCCAUUUGGGCAGAAGUCGUUCCAAACCAACAUGGCCCGCCGCAAGGAUUGGGGUCUCGGUUCUUCGGGCUUUGACUACGGCUCUUGGGCCAAGAAGGAUGCUCAACCUAUUCAGGGCCGCCGCCGCCGCCCAUUCCUGGAGAAGGGCUGGCGGCGUGAUGCCAUGGAGUCCCCCAAGUCUAAUGUGAAGUCCUUUAAUAGCUACGAUGGUAGCGUCGACGAAGAUCUUGAUCUCGUUGGUGGCUGGCACGACCUGCAUCUCUAA